Molecule: messenger RNA, 4687 nt
Organism: Ficedula albicollis (Collared flycatcher)
Lineage: Eukaryota; Metazoa; Chordata; Aves; Passeriformes; Muscicapidae
Gene: SNX18
Product: sorting nexin 18
Exons: 4
Coding region: 1-1872 (623 amino acids)
Biological process (GO): cleavage furrow formation; endocytosis; protein transport
Cellular component (GO): cytoplasmic vesicle; plasma membrane
Molecular function (GO): phosphatidylinositol binding
Source: RefSeq, a predicted model, not a curated record
AUGGAUGUAUCCAGCCAAACUGUACCUUCUCUUGCAAACAGAUCUUUACAAAAGCCUACAUCCACGCUUCUUGGUAAAUGGGAACUUGCCCUCACCUGGUACCUGAAUGCUCACGUAACAGGGACCACGCCGGAGGAUGGACCUGCCACUGAAUUCCUGCAGCCGGGGGAGCGCCAGCAGAACCAGCGCGGCCGCACCGGGGCGCGGGGAGGAGACGGAGCGCUCGGGAAGCUCCCCGGCCGGACGCGGGGAAGCGCUGGCGCGCCUUCGAGGGGUCGGGAGGCGCCGGCGGCGAUCGGGCGGCGGGAGCCCGGCGGAGGCUCGGCGGAGGCUCGGCGGAGGCCGGCGGCGCAGCAGCCCCCGCCCGAGCCCUUCCCGCCGCCCCCCGCCGGGUAUCCCUUCCCGCCCUACGGCGGCUCCUACCAGCCCAGCCAGGGCAGCGAUGACGACUGGGACGAUGACUGGGACGACAGCUCCACGGUGGCCGACGAGCCGGGCGCCCUGGGCAGCUCCUACCCCGAUUACGAGGCGGCGGGCGGCGGCGCCUCGGGCCGGUACCGCCUGUCCACUCGCUCCGAGCCCUCCCUGGGCCCCCGCGGCGCGGGGCACCCACCGGGACACCCACACCCGCCCGGCGGCGGCGGCGCCGCCAAGAGCUCGGCCACGGUGAGCCGCAACCUCAAUCGUUUCUCCACCUUCGUCAAGUCCGGCGGAGAGGCCUUUGUGCUGGGCGAGGCGUCGGGCUUCGUGAAGGACGGGGACAAGCUGUGCGUGGUGCUGGGCCCCAGGGGCCCCGAGUGGCAGGAGAACCCCUACCCCUUUCAGUGCUCCAUCGAGGACCCCACCAAACAGACCAAAUUCAAGGGCAUGAAGAGUUACAUCGCCUACAAGCUGGUGCCCAGCCACACCGGGCAGCAGGUGCACCGCCGCUACAAGCACUUUGACUGGCUGUACGGGCGCCUGGCUGAGAAGUUCCCUGUCAUCUCCGUGCCCCACUUGCCAGAGAAGCAGGCCACUGGCCGCUUUGAGGAGGACUUCAUCUCAAAACGUCGCAAAGGCUUGGCGUGGUGGAUGGACCACAUGUGCAGCCACCCCGUGCUGGCUCAGUGUGAUGCCUUCCAGCACUUCCUCACCUGUCCCAGCACAGAUGAGAAGGCCUGGAAGCAGGGCAAGCGCAAGGCUGAGAAGGAUGAGAUGGUGGGUGCCAACUUUUUUCUGACCAUCAGUGUCCCCACAGGCCCUGGGGCCAGCCUGGACUUGCAGGAGGUGGAGAGCCAGGUGGAUGGCUUCAAAGCCUUCACCAAGAAGAUGGAUGAGAGUGCCCUGCAACUUAAUCACACAGCCAAUGAGUUUGCCCGCAAACAAGUCACUGGUUUCAAGAAAGAAUACCAGAAGGUGGGGCACUCCUUCAAGUGCCUCAGUCAGGCAUUCGAGCUGGACCAGCAGGCCUUUUCAGCUGGCCUCAACCAAGCCAUAGCCUUCACUGCAGAAGCCUAUGAUGCCAUCGGGGACCUCUUUGCAGAUCAGCCCCGGCAGGACCUAGAUCCUGUGAUGGAUUUGUUAGCGCUAUAUCAGGGUCAUUUGGCCAACUUUCCAGACAUCAUCCAUGUGCAGAAAGGAGCCCUUACCAAAGUAAAGGAGAGUAAGCGGCACGUGGAAGAGGGGAAGAUGGAGCUCCAAAAAGCUGAGGGCAUUCAAGAACGUUGUAACAUUAUUUCUUUUGCAACCCUUGCAGAAAUUAAUCAUUUCCACAAAAUUCGUGUGAGGGACUUUAAAUCACAGAUGCAGCAUUUCUUACAACAGCAAAUACUCUUUUUUCAAAAAGUGACACAAAAGCUAGAAGAAGCUCUUCACAAGUAUGACAGUGUUUAGUCUCUGAUUUCUGGACUUUGAUCAGCAAGAACGUGACCCAGGCAGCAAAGCAAAUGCUGCUGAAGAGCUGUUGCUGGUGGUAAAUGGCGGUACAGAGAUGGGUUUAUGUUCACCUGGAACCCGGGUUUGAUCUCCGAUUAUGUAGAAAGGAAACAGUUAUAGGGCUAUGUAGUAGAAACAGUACCACGCAUUGUAACUAAGUUAUACUGUGUAUGCCUACACCAUUGUAACUUUUUUGAAAUAAUGAGUAUACUAUUUGCCUUAUUGCUUUUUGAAAUACAAUAUCUUAGUGCAUACUUCUAGACCUCAAAGCCCUUUGGGUAUUUAAGGAAGUUGGCUAGAUAGAAGCCUGCUUCAGAUGCCUUUUUACUUUCCUAGAUUUGGAUUUCCUAACUUCAAACAAUUCUCUGUUUACAGACUCCUACUAGAGCAGCUAUGUGAUUCUGUGCCUUUAGACUCUAUUCCUUUUCUAGUAAGUCACAUUUUUAUGAUUAAAUGAAUGAAGGGUUGAUACCUUUGACGAGAACUGAUGAUGAAACCUCACACUGACUGGAAAAAAAUCAGCUGCCAUCCAGUUUGCAUAGCAAGUACUUUCUCAUUACAAAUGUUGGCUCAAAAGGGAAAAGUUAAAUUUAUUCACACUUUCCCUGGAAAUCGAGAUUACUUGUUACAUGUACUAGGAUGUUAAGCACAUGUACAAAAAUACACCACUUAAUUCCCUUUCUGAAAUAAAUAAUACAGUGAGGGGUGAGGUUCGUUGGUUUGUUUUUUUGGUUUUUUUUUUUUUUGGUAUACAGCAUUACUGUAAGUGAAAAUUUGAAGAGCUAGCCUAAUAAAAAUUGCAUAUAUCAAGGGGAUAUUAAUGCAUGCUACGUGGCUGCAACAUCUUUUUAAAGUUUCAAAUUAUUUGUUCUUUGUUCAGUUGCUGAUUCAGUUUAGCUUCAGACUUGCAUCUGCAUUGCCAGUUGUCUGAGUUGAAACUCCACUGUGAUUCAUUAGUUUACUAAGUUUAAAGUUUUUGGGGAUUUUCAGUAAUAUAAAUGGUCUGAAGUCUUGGCUGAACUGACUUGGAGAACAGGUGGCACUUUUAUGUUUGUAACACUCAAGAAUUAACAAUUGUCUUAAUUUUUGUAUAAAUAUUUUUGACAAGCAGGGUGCAUUUAUAUAUAUGUAAACACUAUCUUUUAAAGAGGUUUAUAGCUUAUUUCCCUUGAAUUAAGUCUGAAGUCUGUAUUUCUUACCUAUUGGUUUCCUUCUUUUAGGUCAGUAUGAAAGACGGUUUUUGUUUAUCCUAUAUUUUUUCUCCUAAACAAAAAUAACAAAACUUAGUGAGGAAGCAAAAUGUUUACUUUUUUGUUUUAUUGAAUUAAUCAAAAAUAGCUUAAACAAAUGAAAGCCUGGAAAAGGAAGUUGAGCAACAGUUAACGUUAAGUACAAAUCAUUCCUCACCUAUGCAGCAGAAAUGUGCAGUUCUUUCACUGUGAGUGAAAUGUAGAGUUUCUGUAGUUUAACCCUACACCUCUGUUUCAGAGGAAUAAUAUGUAAGAAUGUAGUUUUGGUUCUAAGAUUCAUCCCCAAAUCUUUGGAGAUGGCUGUUUUGCACAAGCUGUGUUUGGCGGUGCUUCUAGUGUAUACAUAAAGCAGUAAAAUACGGAAUAAUGAAGAGGGGAAAGCAAGUGUUUGUAAAAGAAAGGACAAUCAGUGAGAAAAGACUCAAUUUCCAGCCUGUUGAAACAGUUCUGCAAACAAGAUUGACCAUAAAAUAAGGACCACAGUUGUAGGACUGACUUGCUCUUUACCUUCCUCAUGGUGUCUCAUUCUACAUUCAAAACUCACCACUUCCCCUGACAGCUCUUCCCAGCAGUAGUCCUGCUUUGCCAUAUGUCAUUUAAUUGCGUGACAGAGUGAUGAGCUAGGUUUGAGCUGAGUUCCAUGGCUAAUGUUUGCUUAAGCCAGAUACUGUUUUAGUAAAUGUCUUUACAGUAAUUAGAUCAGGUUACAAUCAAACUGAUUCUACAUGGAGGUAUUAAGACCUGUUCAGAAAUUGAUCUUGGUUCAGCUGAAUUAUUUUAGGAGGUUAGUAUUAAUGACAUGUUUAUGUCCAGGAGGAAAUUAAGCUGUGAUAUGUAUUCUUACAACAUUAUCAGACAGGUACAGUUUUCCCUAAUAAACUGUCAUGGCCUUCACCUUACUUUCUCAUUUGUGAAUUUAUUUGGGCACAGGAAAUGUAGGUGUAGUAAUUCAUUAAAUUUGAUGUACCAGAAAGUGAUGACUGGAAUCCUGGUUUAAAUUGUUGCAGUGUACAGAAAGGUUCAAGUCUAUAUCUGUAUUAGCAUUUUGCUCUUUUCCUCAGUUAUCAUAGAGUUGAAGUUGAACUGGCUGAUGGGUGGAGCACAAGGAGUUACAGUAAAGAGUGUUGCAUCAGACUGGUGACCAGUGGGGUUCUACAGAGCUCGAUCUUCACAGCCUUCAUAAAUCACUUGGACACAGAACUCAAAGGGAUGGAUAUUAAUCAUAAUGAGACUAAGUUGGGAGUGACUAUGGACUCCCUUAAAGGCACAGAAGCCCCACAAAGAGACAUGGACAAAUUAGUGGGAUGGGCAGUCACCAACCAUAUGAAAUGCACCAAGGGCUGGUGCCAGAUUCUGCACCUGGAUGGGGCAGCCCUGGAUGUACAGACAGACUGGGGAAUGAGAGGCUGCAGAGCAGUGCCAUGGAAAGGGCCCUGGGGUUCUGGUCCAUGGCAAGCUGAACAUGAGCCAGCAGUGCCCUGGCAGCCAGGAGGGCCAAGCGUGUCCUGGGGGCAUCAGGGAGA